Molecule: messenger RNA, 2316 nt
Organism: Rhagoletis pomonella (apple maggot)
Lineage: Eukaryota; Metazoa; Arthropoda; Insecta; Diptera; Tephritidae
Exons: 8
Coding region: 1-2286 (761 amino acids)
Source: RefSeq, a predicted model, not a curated record
AUGGAAAGUGAAAAAGUGCAGGUGCAAGUGCAAGUGCAAGUGUCAAUAGGAACUAAAGAAAAAAAUAUUUUACUGCUGCCGGUGGGCGCUGCGCCUAGUCCCUCUUUGUCCAAUUCAAAUUUAAACUUUCCUGCCGUUUGGCCUCCCAGUCUUCAACACAUCGAUAUUUGGAAUGCAGCCGAGCUGCCGACCAAUGCGGGUGCGCAAAUGUUCACCGCGGAAUCGGAAAUGCUGCUACUCCACGCCGACACGGCCUUCCAAUAUAGCGGCACACACCUUGACGCGCCUUUGUUAAACGUAACGGACAAUGGCCCUAGUGAUGUUGAGGCUGAUGCGACAUUUGAAGCAGCUGCCGAGGGCAACCGUACACAGCAAACGCUGCACAGACUAGGAGGCAAGCACCGGCAGGGCGCUGCGUGGAAUAAAAUUGAAAAACAUUUGGGAAACAACACAGUACUCGACGUGCCGAGCAGUCGGCAAAAUCGCGUUAUCCAUCUGUUUCCUGUGCCGGUCGAUGGCGAAUGUCUCUCGGAUGAUGGUCGACGCAUCGGGAGUUGCUUCAAUGCCUACGAGUGUCGCGCCAAAGGUGGCACCGCAAAGGGCGAGUGUGCCAUGGGAUUCGGUGUAUGUUGCAUAUUCAUCGCCAGCUGCAACACCACUAUCAGCAACAACAUUACCUACUUGGUGUCACCACAAUUCCCCAGUUUCAUGCCGAGCAAUUUCAGCACGCCAUGCAACUUCAAAAUCGAACUGAUGAACAACGAAGUCAGUCAGCUGCGCAUAGAUUUCUACCAUUUCUCCAUGGGGCAACCGAAUCGACGCACUGGCGUCUGCGAUGGGGAUGUGUUCGCGGUGAACGGUGGCCCGAGUGGCGAACUGACGUUGUGCGGACAAAACAGUGGACAGCACAUUUAUUAUGAAGUCGGUGGUGCUGCUGCCCCGCGUCAAACACUCUACGGUAAUUUGCGGCCACUCACUUUCAGCCAGCUCUAUCCGAAUAGCAGCAGCAACUCGAUGCCGGCCAUUGAGAUCAGCAUGAAUUUCUCGCAGCGCUUUCAGCCCAUACGCCUCUGGGAGAUACGCCUCGCGCAGAUCCCCUUCAGCCAACGCGCGCCUGUUGGCUGCUUGCAGUACCACACUGGCACAGAGGGCAUCAUACAGACUUUCAAUUUCGCCGAGAAUGGAAGACACUUGGCCAACCAGAAUUACCGUAUCUGUAUGCGUCAGGAGCAGGCGAUGUGCUCCAUUAUGUAUCAGCCGUGCGACGAACAAUCGUUUCGAAUUGGACCAAGCAGCGCCGGCGAUCCGGGAAUGCUAAAUAUGGGCGUGCCUGCUUUGAUGAUGGAUCCGAUGUUAGCUGGAGUGAUGAGCGGCAUGAUAGGUGGUGCGAACGGAGGUGGCGGCGGUGGAGGAGCUGCUGGCUCUGUCGACAAUUCAGCGAUGGACGCCAUGCCCACAAUGCAAGCGCCUACGCUCGCUGACGAUCCCAAUAUGUUGCAAACGAUGGAUGCUGCAACCACCAUGGCUGCGAUGAUGCCGAGCGCAGCAGCGCCGGAUGCAACGAUGGCUAGCGCUCCCACCCCAAUGGAUAGCAGUACAUCAGCGGCGUCAGCAGCGGAUAGUAGCGCGGCUACUGUGAGUGGAAGCAGUACUGCGGCGACGGAUGUGUCGACGGCCGCUCCAGCCGCUUCUGACGCACCCGCUGCGUCUUCGGAAGCACCGGCGCCCGCUACCAGCAGCAGCGCAACCACUUUGAACACGCGUAGAAGCACCACAUCCACCACGGCCGCCACCCCCUCGUCGUCAACGCUCAGCGAUGAAAUCGCAGACGAAGGCUCCGGAGACAGCGAUUGGACCGGCAGCGCGCCAACGCGUCGCCCAGGGCCAGUACGCGGUGGCUUCGAUCUGCUCGGAUUUCUACGAAGCGCUUUCGAUUUUAACCCCUUACGACGCAGUGGUCGGCAAGUGCUGGUGAGUAGUCAACAAAAUAACAGAGCUCCUUUGAAGGCGCGUCAGCUGUACUCGCGCUGCACAGAUCGCCUCACCAUGCCGUGCAUAGUGGAGGACUUUAUAGGCAUGGGUCCGCUGGGUUCGCCGACGCUGCCUGGCUGUGAGCCUGUGCACUGCGGCUCGCAGUUUUGCUCGAGCGGCGCGUGGCCGUGCCGCAUCGAAUCCACCGUGACGCCAUUCUAUGUUGGCGUGCAUUUCGGCAGUGGCGCAGGCAAGGGCAGCGCAGAAGACAACAUUGGCGCAUGUCUGCGAUACCAACAGGUGGAGUGCAUGUGAGGCAAAAGAAAGCGGAGAGCGGCAAUGGAG